AAAUGGCGGUGGCAAAGUUGGGAUGGGGCGAUGAUGGUGAUGAGAUGACGAUGGCGUGUUUUGGGAUUAUAAACAUGGGAGAGAGAACAAAAUUGAACUCAUUUUCCCUUUCGCCUAAUACCCAUUAUCACUUCUUCCGUCUUCUCCUCUUCCAUCACCAUUUCCAGUUGAACACCCCCUUUUCCCUUUCCCUCCUCCAUUUUCUCUCCCAUUUCUUGCUGUUCUUCUGUUUAAUCGGUGAAUAAUCGGGAUUCUCGAUCUGGAGGUGUUGAUUUUUGGUUCGGAGAUGAUUUUUCUCCUGGAUUCUUUCACCCGACAGCUAAUUGGGGUGCUUACUCGUUCCGUUGGCAAUGACGAAUUGUAUGUCUUUGGAUGUCGAUUUGAAUGGAGGUCGGAAGAACUUUGCUCAUUAUGAACUUUGGAUAUCCCACAUCUGCUUGAUUUUGUUUAUGACAAACUCCAUGAGCAUGGAUGAGGGUAUGGCUAGAUCAUGGAUACAUUUGGAAGAUACAUAGCAUUGGCUUAUAUUUAGAUCUCGGAAUUGUAAUUGUUUGGUUGUUCUUCUUUCAUCAGGGUACAAAUAAGCAUCAGUAGUUAAGAAUUUAAAACUGUAGUGCUUUAAGGUAGAUGAUCGUCCAUUAGAAACCUCGGUAGAGUAAGGCUCCCUCAACAUGCACUCGGAAGGAAAGAAAAAUUAUAUAUGUAAUUGAAAAAAGAGAAGGAACCUGAGUGAAGUCCUAUUUGAAAUAUACGAGUUAGUUUCUGGAAAGAUCGACCAUGGGGUUGCCACAAGUCCCCAUCAGUGCGAAAACUGAGGAGGUACCAGCAGGCUCAUUGAGCAUGUUUCUGCAGAGUCCUCCAUGUUUUAACGAUGUGAGUUCCUGCAAUUUGGCUGGAAGCUGUAAUGGAGGCUCGAGCAGGUGUGAUGAGAGUACACCGUACUCUUCCUCCGGGGAUUCCGAGAGAAACUUCUACAUGGAGCUUCCAAAUUUUCGUGGGAACUUGGCUACGGUUGGUGGGGGAUUUGAAAACGCUUCCAAUUAUCAUGGACCGAAAAUUGGGUCUAUGGAUGAUGGUUGCUGGCUUAACUCUAAAUGUGGACGAGAGAGCCAUAAGCCUGUUGCUAGGAUAGUGGGAUUCGUGUCGGGGGAAACUAGUUCUAGAAAGGAUGAAAAGGUAGCCGAGAUUAGGAUCAAUGAACAUGAAUCAAGUGGUUCAGCAGUCAGAAAGCGGCUGUUAUCUCCACUGAGCAGCAUGCUUUUUCCAGACCAGUUUAAGGGUGACCCGUUGGACAUUGAUAGCAGAAAAACCGAUUCCUCGAUAUCUGAAAACUCAAGAACUGCUGCUGCUGUCCAUGAUUUCAAGAAAGCUCAUGUUGGAAGCAAAAAUGAUUUUACCUUGCAAACCCGAUCUCUAGCAGGCUUAUUAGAACAGAAAAAAUUGCUGUAUGACAGUGGUGUUGUGAAAUCAGUCGUUUUAAGUGUAGAAAAUAAGAACUCUCUUGCUCGGGACAACAUUUUAUCUUGUCCAGGUCACGAUGAACUCAGUAAGUUGAGUUGCAUAAGAACCCACGACGAUUCUGGAAGUCUAUCUCCUGAGAUGGUGUCUAUGGGACCUCUUUCUCUGUCACCUCUUGGUCCAAAGAUUUCAGAGAGAAUGAAAAAUGCAGGACGAUGCAGAAACAUCAAGAAAGAGAAUGUCGGUUAUCAUUCACUUCUUGGCGAUAUCGAAAAAUCUUAUGAAGAGGAAAUGAAAUCGUUUGAAGAUGUUAUUUUGGCGAAAGAGUUUCGACCAUCCUCCUUGGAAUGUUCCAAGAGUGCUCGUUGGAUUAUGUCUCAGGAUUCGGUCCCUACUUCCCGGAGCAUGCGCUUUGUUAGAAGUUUGAGUGGACUUUCUGUAAGGAGAUCGUUGGUUGGUUCAUUCGAGGAGUCAUUAUUAUCCGGUCGAUUCUUAUCUGGCAAACCGUGUCAGCAAAUUGAUGGUUUUCUGGCUGUUCUAAGCAUUACUGGAGGGAACUUCUCACCACAUUCCCAGAAGCUGCCAUUUUCAGUAGCAAGUGUGGAUGGAGAUCGCUUCUUACUAUAUUAUGCAUCCAUUGAUCUUGCUAAAAGUUCCUUACUAAACAAAUAUAGAGAUAAGAAAUCCAAACAGGUUCCGAGCAACGAUGAGUUGCAAACGGUGAAGAGCCGUCUUCGGGUUCCUAUGAAAGGGCGUGUUCAACUGGUUCUCAGCAAUCCUGAGAAGACUCCAUUGCACACGUUUCUCUGCAAUUACGAUUUGAGCGACAUGCCUGCUGGCACUAAGACCUUCUUGCGCCAGAAGGGAACUCUAGCUUCCUCCAAUUCAGCUUCUAUGCAGUCGAAAGAAGGGAAGGUCGACCACGACAAUAAAAUGGCGGAUAAUUCGAUAUUAGCUUCCCAAAAAGGUGAUACCGAUGUGGCUAGCAAGAACAUUACAGAAACCAAUGGAAUUAUUACUGGACACGAAAGGGACAGUGCGAAAAAUGGAAACAGACGAAGAGAAGGCUCUGAUAACGGGGACGGGUCAGAGCGGUUUUUCGAUAACCAAAAGACAGAUGCUACUUCUCUAGGUGUUGAGAAUCAGUACCAGAGGGGGCCUGAUCAGAAGGAUGGCUGCUGGGUUGAUAAUUGCUGUGAAAAUGACAAGAAACUGAAGGUCAAUGAGAAUCCUGCUGGCGCUCUCCGCUACGCUCUUCACCUCCGUUUCCUUUGUCCAUUACCAAAAAAAUCUUCUAGAUCAUCUCGGAAAUCCAAAUCCGAGCCAGUCUCCGAGCAAAACAAGCCUAACCUGGAUACAGAUGGUGAAAGAAAAUUCUAUCUAUACAACGACAUGCGGGUCGUCUUCCCUCAACGCCAUUCAGAUUCCGAUGAGGGCAAGUUGAAGGUGGAGUACCAUUUUCCAGAUGAUCCCAGAUACUUCAGCAUCAGCUGACAUGUUCUUCUCCCAAGCUCCAGCCAAGGCAAGGUUUGUUCUUCUCUAACAUACCCCUUAGUGUACAUAUUUACUGUGUUUUCUGACAUUUCCAUUUCAAAAAUGGCUUAACCCACUUCCCAUCAUCCUCUGUAUUUUAUCUCCUCCAUGUUGAACAAGGUUCUUACCUCUCCCUUGCUCUGCCAUUGUUCCAACCAGACAACUUCAACUGGAAAACAAAAUUAAUGAAAAUCUCUUAAGUUAUGAAUGUAAAUUUAU
Molecule: messenger RNA, 3210 nt
Organism: Cucurbita moschata (crookneck pumpkin)
Lineage: Eukaryota; Viridiplantae; Streptophyta; Magnoliopsida; Cucurbitales; Cucurbitaceae
Exons: 6
Coding region: 778-2952 (724 amino acids)
Source: RefSeq, a predicted model, not a curated record